Messenger RNA from Schistosoma spindalis, 3987 nucleotides. Lineage: Eukaryota; Metazoa; Platyhelminthes; Trematoda; Strigeidida; Schistosomatidae. The record is from the annotation of a GenBank genome assembly.
GUACUUGUUGAAUGUUUGAUUUCGAAUUCUAAAUACAGUACAUUCGUUAGUGCUUGUUUAGUACUUCUUGAUUCAAUUACGUUAUCCCUGGGAUUCUUAGUUCAUACUAUAAUUCAAAUACUUCUAAUUAUCAUAUUGGCGUCGCGAUGGAGCCUGCGAUGGAACAGUUAGAUAUUCAUUCAACUUCUGAAGCUUUUGAGGACUAUUUGGAAAGGUUUGAAAUUUGGAGCAUGACCAAGAAGGAUGUUAAAGGUGAUAAAAUUGUGGCUUAUUUCCUGACAUUCAUCGGAAAAGAAGCAUACAGCUUAUUGAAAACCUUGGCAUAUCCAGAAAAACCUAUCUCACUUCCUUAUGCAACUAUUAAGGAGUUAUUAUUAAAUCAUGUAAAGUGCACUAGUUUUGAAUGCCGUGAAAGGGCAAAAUUUCAUAAGAUGACUCGUCGAAAUGACCAAAAGGUUAAAGAAUUCAUUCUUGAAUUGCAGAAACAAGCUGCCAAAUGUAAUUUUGGUGAUCAACUUCAUGUGCAACUGAGAGAUCGAUUAAUUGCAGGAAUUAACUUGCCGGGUUUGGAAAGAGAGCUGUUAAGAAUGCAGAACUGUUCCUUUCAAGAUGCUAGAACUGCGUGUAUUAACUACGAGGCAGUGAAUGAACUUGAUAUCCAGUCGAUGAAUAUUUCUAAUACUUUGCUUAGUCGUCAUGAUGAAAUACAAUCUCAGGGUCAAUCAAAAUUGCGUUCGUUUAACAGUGGUUCCUAUUCUCGUGUAAAUAUGAAAGAUAUCUCAACAAGGAAUUACAAAAGAAAUCACAAAGGUGAGACCAAGUUUGGCAAAUGUUUAUCAUGUGGAAAAAUUCAUUCUCGUAAUUCAUGUGCAUUUCGUAAUGCUAAAUGUUUUAGAUGUGGUAAGAUAGGACACAUUCAAUCAGUAUGCAAAGCUACUAUUCAUUUUGCCUCAAGUAGCACUAAAUCUUGUAAUUUAGAUCCCGGUGAUUCAGCUGUUCCUAAUGAUCACUUAUCUUUGUCUACUGUUUCGAAAGGUAAUGCUCAUAUUCAAAAGCGAUUAUAUACAUCGCUUGGUUCAUGUCAUGACUUUAUUGUUGACACAGGCAGUAUAGAGUCCAUUAUUUCAUUCAAGAACUUGAAAUCUUUAGAUCCUAAUGUUGUGGUACGACCCACUGAGGUAUCAAUAUUGGGGAUUACUGGACACAGACUGCCUAUACGAGGAUGUUGUGAGUUGCUAAUAAGAGAUGAUAAUUCUUCGUACAUACCUUGUGAAUUUUUAGUUAGCGAAACAGGACUGUCAAUAUUGGGCUUAAGGAAUUUGAAAAGGCUUAAAGUGGAGCUGUCUUUCCUAGUUUCUAAAGAAAACAAUGAUGCUUUACUUAAAAAUUUGAUAGCCACGUGUGCUAAGUGCAGUGGAGGUAUGAAGAUUCAGCCUAUAAAACUUCAAGUACAGGGUGAACCAGUAUUUCUUAAAAGACGAAUAAUUCCUUAUGGUCUUCGAGAGGCAGUACAUAAAACAUUAAACGAUUUGUGUGCGAAAGGCAUAAUUGAACCGAUCCAGUCCUCAGCAUGGGGUACUCCUAUUGUUACGCCACUGAAGUCGGAUGGCAAAACCCCUAGAAUAUGUGGUGAUUAUAGAUUAACACUGAAUUCCCGUUUGUUGAAGCAAACGUGCACGACGGUCGAGGCUGAAGAUAUUCUAAAUCGACUUCAUGGUUCUAAAGUGUUCUCGAAAGUUGACUUAAAAGAUGCUUAUCUCCAAAUCCCUUUAGAUCAAUCUUCAUCUCUUUUGACGACAAUUAAUACUCCUUUUGGUCUGUUCAAAUACAAUUUCCUUCCAUUUGGUCUAAGUUGUUCUCCAGCUAUAUUUCAGGAAGUCAUGAAUAAUGUAGUUAGUGAUCUUGAGGGCGUUGAAGUUUAUCAAGAUGAUCUCAUUGUCCAUGGUUCUGAUAAGGUAGUUCAUAACCAGAGACUUAUUGCUUUAUUGCGUCGUUUAAUUGAGAAGAAUAUUACAGUGAAUCCACAUAAGUGUUCAUUUUGUGUAUCUAAUUUCGAAUGUCUUGGAUACCUAGUUGAUGGUAAUGGUUUUAGACCAGAUAUGAAACGACUAGCUCCACUGACAAAUGCACCGUCUCCAAAAAACCUUACGGAACUACGUUCACUAGUGGGUGCUCUUCAAUACUAUUCCCGUUUUAUUCCUAAUUUUUCUUGUCGUGCAAAUUGUUUAUUUAAUAUUUUGACAUCCAAUACAUUUAAAUGGGGUGAGGAACAAGAGUCAUGCUUACGUAGUCUACUAAAGUUUCUUCAAAGUGAUGCUGUUCUUCGAACUUACUCCCCUAGUGUACAGUCUGUACUUAUCACUGAUGCAUCACCUGUGGGUAUUGGCGCAGUUUUGGAACAGGAGGGUAGACCAGUUAUUUGUGUUUCACGCAAACUUACUGUUACUGAACAAGGUUAUUCACAGCCUCAGCGAGAAGCAUUAGCUGUGUAUUGGGCUGUUAAAAGACUCCAUAAAUAUUUAUUCGGAAAGAAAUUCACUAUUGUUACUGAUCAUGAGGCUUUAAAGUUUAUUUAUCAUCCUGAAAAAUCCUUAGCACGUUCCUCAGCUGCUAUGGUUCAACGAUGGAGUAUUGCUUUAAGUGCCUAUGACUAUACCGUUCAGCAUAGGAGUGCCAAACAAAUUCAACAUGUUGACUACAUUUCUCGACAGUCAUUACAAGAUAAACCUGUCAAUACUUCAGACUGUUUGUUAGUGCAACCUUUACCAGUGAAACGUCCAGAUCUCAUUAGAGAAACUCGUAAAUACUUUGGAUGUAUAAUUAAUGCUAUACGGAAAGGUUGGAAUGCUAAUUUGAAACGUAGAUUUCCUAUCUAUUUUUCAAAGCGGGAUGAGCUAUCUACUACUCCUGAUGGUAUUUUGUGUUUAAAUGAUCGUGUUGUUAUUCCUCCUUCAUUGCGUAAAUCUGUCCUAGAAGAUCUUCAUAGUGGACAUUUAGGUGUUGAAAAAAUGAAGUCAUUGGCGAGGCUCACAUGUUGGUGGCCAGAGAUAAAUGCGGAUAUUUGUCGUACAGCAAACAAUUGUGAAAAGUGUCAUAAGCUGAAAAAUCAGCAUUCGAAGUGGACUCCAUGGCCAGUAUCGUCUGAGGCCUGGCAGAGAAUUCAUGCAGACUAUUGUGGUCCGUUUCUUGGCAAAUACUAUGCGCUUGUAGUUAUUGAUUCUUUUUCAAAGUGGCCUGAAGUUUUCUUCACAACUUCACCAAAUUCUGACUUCACAAUUCAAGCAUUAAGAAAGGUGUUUAGUCGAGAAGGGGUUCCAAUGGUGUUAGUAACUGAUAACGGCUCUCAUUUUGCUGCAGAUGCAGUCACUACCUGGUUAAAUGGUAUAGGGUGCAAACAUCUGUUUACUGCUCCCAGACAUCCUUGUUCCAAUGGUCAGGCAGAAAAUUUUGUCAGGACGUUAAAAACUGCCAUUGAUUCUAUUGCUGCCUCAACAUUUAAUGAGCUGGAGAGGGGAGUAGAUACCUUUCUACUGCAAUAUAGAAAUGCCAGACAUUCGGUGACGAAAGAGACUCCAUCAAAACUAUUAAAAGGAAGAACUCUUCGGUCGAAUAUGAGAUGUUUGGAGUCUGCAGAAGUUACAUAUUAUCGUGGCAAUGAUCUUCGACCAUCCACGGGGAUCGUUCUGAAGAAUGUCGGGAAAUCUAUGGUGCGACUUCUAGAUAUCAAUGACUUAAGUACACACAAUCGACAUGUUGAUCAAAUACAAUUGCAGCAACCAGUGCAUUUUAGAUAAUACAGAGUCUUUAUCCAAUACAUUGUCGGACAGACACAGCAUGAACUUGAGGAGAAGACGUACAAUUGAUUACAGACACUUAGACUCUAAUUUAAGCUGUGGCGGAUGUGGUGUUUGAAUGAACUAAUGACUCCUUUGUACUUGUUGAAUGUUUGAUUUCGAAUUCUAAAUACAGUACAUUCGUUAGUGCUUG